Molecule: messenger RNA, 546 nt
Organism: Microthlaspi erraticum
Lineage: Eukaryota; Viridiplantae; Streptophyta; Magnoliopsida; Brassicales; Brassicaceae
Source: the annotation of a GenBank genome assembly
AUGGGAGACCAUGAUUCCGCACAACUCGCAAAACUGAUGGAAUUGAUUCAAGAGAUGCACGCAAAGAUGGAUUCAAUGUUCCGAAAGUGGGAGCCACAAAAGGGAAAACCCGCAAGGGUCGAUCAAGCUCUAGGGCCAACCGUCAAAUUCACCGUAGAAGAGCUUUUCGAUGUACCUGAGCUGAAGCAACCGAAGCCAACUGUUGAAAUAUUGGUGGUAUCAACUGUCGUUCAAGUCAUGGAGUCAAACAAAAAUCCAGAGAAGACAGAGACAUCGUUUGUGGCUGAGCCAAAACAACCAGAGCCACAAAUCAGAGACCAACAACAGAAGAUCAGUAAAAAGGGACUUGUUCCUUCCUACGAUGAUCUUUCCCAAGUUGACAUCAAUCAUGUUAUAUCCCAUGAUGUCUCGUUGGUGGGUCAUGUCUUCGCCAAUGAUUUGUUAAGGUUCUACAUAAAGAGAACCACUGCUGAAACUUGUGGGAAGAUUUGUGAAAGCUAUUCGAUGCAUAUUCAGAAUUGGAGCUUGAGGACAAGCUCCGAGUGA